Mesorhabditis belari is the source of this 1314-nucleotide messenger RNA. The record is from the annotation of a GenBank genome assembly. NCBI's taxonomy places the organism in Eukaryota, Metazoa, Nematoda, Chromadorea, Rhabditida, Rhabditidae.
AUGGUGAUCAUGCCCAGUAAUAAACGUGAAAAGAUCCCCGAGGGCACCUUAUGUGUCGUCUGUCAGGAUUUAGCCAGCGGGAUCCACUACUCAGUGGCAAGUUGCAAUGGUUGCAAAACAUUCUUCCGAAGAGCCCUCGUCAACAAGCAAACUUUCCAAUGUCAAUUCAAAGGAGAAUGUGAAGUGGGAAAAGCUGUUCGAUGUGUUUGUCGGAGCUGUCGUUUGAAGAAAUGCUUUGAUAUGGGAAUGGAUCCAAAAGCCAUUCAAAAUGAUCGAGACAAGAUUCGGUACACAAAACAGCUACGGAAACAACGAGAAGCUGAGUUAGAACGACGACGAGAGGAAACAAAAUUGAGAGAGGGAGUCAAAGCCGAACCUGGGAGUCCUGGAAGCAAUGGCUCUGACAACUAUCACAACACCUCCACUCCAUCCUCGUCAGCUCAAGCGAAUCUCGAGAACGAACUCCGCGAAUUUGAACAAGAAUCUACGGCGGAACUACGUGAUAUCAUUGAGGAUUUGGUGAGAAAAGAAGCUCGUCUAAUAGCGGUGAGAAAAGCGGCAAGAUUUGAGCCCAAUUCGUCCGCCACUUCCUCCAUACAUAAUAGGUGUUUACUUGAGGACGAUCAAUGGGUGACGGUGAACUCGAUUCCGAUGAUGACUCCUUUCGCCAAGCCAUGCAGUCUUGACUCAUUGAGAGCUUGGUUCGUGAGAGAUCUCUCUCUGAUGAUCGAAUGGGGGAAAACGAUCAAAUUGGUUCGAGAAAAGCUGUUAAUCAGUGAUAAAUUAGCCUUGAUGAAAGCAGCAGCUCCGAUUUGGCCUCUUUUACAUCUUGCCUACUAUUCAGCUGAUGAUGACUCGUUUCCCUGCGUUAAGCAAGAGCCUGGAGUUGAAAUCGGUGAAAAGUUGAACUACCCAGAUGGUUGUUAUAUUGAUAACACUUCAACGGAGAUGCUAAAUGCCUGUGACAUGUUCCAUCUCUUGAAAAACGGUGUCUACAAGGUGUUGCGGGAUUUGAAAGUCGAGAAAGAGCUCUUCGUGUUGUAUAAACUCUUGCUGUUGCAUAAUCCAGAUGCUGAAGGCCUAUCGAAGCCUGGGAAACAAAUCAUUGAGGAAGAGCGAUGCCGAAUUCUUUCCCACGUCUAUCUAUACAUUCACCAAGAGAAAGGCCGUCUCUCCGCCGGUCUUUACAGUAAUCUUCUCAUGAUGACGGCUACUCUAUCGAAAUGCGCCUCUUUCAUCAGACGAGUAUUUGACGUGACGCACAUCUUCGGGCACACCAAUGAUCUCAUCGAUCAGUUGAUCAUCGUCGGAUUG